AAACACAUGAUGAAGAAUAUGAGUGGGAAAUGGUACUCGGCAACAGCUGCACAUGUCUAUGGUGUCUCGAGCAAUCAUGGACGUAUGCAAGUGGGAUGGUCUGACAUGGUGAGUCAGAGGUUUCUGUGAACGUGGAGGACGAAAUUGUACACUGGGUGUUGGGGGCUGAUUGAAAAGCCACUUUUUUGGUGCCAGGAAAAGUUCUUGGUACCUGUGUGGCUUGGAUCGCACCGUCAGAGAGAUAGAGCAGCAACACAUAAUUUUUUUUUUAGGAUCAAAUGUAUUUGUAUUGUGGCGCGUGUGUGUAGGAUGUAUUGAGAGGGACCGCUUCGUACUCACCAGAAGCAAACAGGCUGCGUGAACUAGCUGCAUAUGCAUGCAUGAUGCAGUGACAACAUAGAAACCGUGAGCAUCUAGAGGUAUUGUUUGGGGUUUUCAGUGGCAAACAAUGGUGUCAUCCAUUCUUUAUAUUCCUCCCAUGGUGGCAGAAGGAACUCGGGAAGUGUGCUUGCAAAUGAUCAUCACCUGCAUUGACGGCAUUAUCGGCCAACCUGCACACCCUGUGACUUUUCUCUUGGUUCGGCAGAUGCUGGUUCUGUACAGGGAGGCAUGUUGUGCAUUAUUGGAUUGAUGUCAAAUGAUGGUUUCAAAUGAGGAGAGGUACAUUGGGUAGUCUCAGACUGGGUCCAUUUGCUGCCAAGCAGCCUGCAACACAAUUGUAAGGGAAGAUUUUGCAAUUUUC
Molecule: messenger RNA, 742 nt
Organism: Coccomyxa subellipsoidea C-169
Lineage: Eukaryota; Viridiplantae; Chlorophyta; Trebouxiophyceae; Coccomyxaceae
Exons: 1
Coding region: 449-631 (60 amino acids)
Source: RefSeq, a predicted model, not a curated record